Messenger RNA from Harpegnathos saltator (Jerdon's jumping ant), 2322 nucleotides. RefSeq names its product integrator complex subunit 11 (gene IntS11). The record is from RefSeq and is a predicted model, not a curated record. The transcript has 5 exons. Gene Ontology annotation, biological process: snRNA processing. Gene Ontology annotation, molecular function: RNA endonuclease activity. The coding region runs from base 288 to 2072 and encodes 594 amino acids. Lineage: Eukaryota; Metazoa; Arthropoda; Insecta; Hymenoptera; Formicidae. Gene Ontology annotation, cellular component: nucleus.
AAAGUGUUGGAAUCGUUUUAUUAUGAUUCAGUGCUCGGAUAUAUGCUUGUCAGUUGCCGGUACGUCAAUGUCUGUAAUAAGUAUUAUCUUUAAUUACAGUAAACGACGUAUCAAAUUAGGAUCAGUGAGAUCUCUCGGCGGCGAAUAAAAGAAGAAAAAGAAGCUGUCUUUAAUUGAAUCUAACCUAAUUUCCUCCUAUGUAAUAUAGCCUUAGCAGUACAAUACAGUAUUGUAGUUAUAAGAGUUAUAAUCUAAAAAAUAACAGAUUGUUGAUUCAGUUUACAGAGAUGCCAGACAUAAAAGUUACACCUCUGGGUGCUGGGCAAGAUGUUGGACGUAGUUGUAUUCUUGUCUCAAUGGGUGGUAAAAAUAUCAUGUUGGAUUGUGGGAUGCAUAUGGGAUUUAAUGAUGAGAGACGGUUUCCAGACUUUUCAUAUAUCUCAGAAGGAGCAGCAACUGAUCAUAUUGACUGUGUCAUUAUUUCUCACUUUCAUUUAGAUCAUUGUGGUGCUUUACCAUACUUCACAGAGAUGGUAGGCUAUACUGGACCAAUUUAUAUGACACAUCCAACCAAAGCUAUUGCGCCAAUUUUGCUCGAGGACAUGAGAAAAGUUGCAGUGGAACGCAAAGGCGAGAGCAAUUUCUUCACCUCACAAAUGAUAAAAGAUUGUAUAAAAAAAGUUAUUGCAGUCACACUCCACCAGUCUGUUAUGGUCGAUCCAGAUUUGGAAAUAAAAGCAUAUUAUGCGGGACAUGUGCUUGGAGCAGCUAUGUUUUGGGUCCGUGUUGGAUCACAAUCCAUUGUUUAUACCGGAGACUAUAAUAUGACACCAGAUCGACAUUUAGGUGCUGCAUGGAUAGACAAAUGCAGACCUGACUUGUUAAUAUCAGAGUCGACAUACGCGACUACAAUCAGAGACUCCAAAAGAUGUAGGGAGAGAGAUUUUCUCAAGAAAGUACAUGAAUGUAUCGACCGUGGUGGAAAAGUUUUGAUCCCCGUAUUCGCUCUCGGUCGUGCCCAAGAAUUGUGUAUACUUCUGGAAACGUACUGGGAAAGAAUGAAUCUAAAAGUACCAGUUUAUUUUGCUCUUGGUUUGACUGAGAAGGCCAACAAUUACUAUAAAAUGUUUAUUACCUGGACUAAUCAAAAGAUUAAGAAAACGUUUGUACAACGGAAUAUGUUUGACUUUAAGCACAUAAAGCCGUUUGAUAAAGCGUACAUCGAUAAUCCAGGUGCGAUGGUGGUGUUCGCUACACCGGGAAUGUUACACGCCGGCCUGUCCCUCCAGAUCUUUAAGAAAUGGGCACCCAAUGAAUCCAACAUGGUCAUUAUGCCAGGUUUCUGCGUGCAAGGCACUGUGGGACAUAAAGUCUUGAACGGCACGCGAAGAAUAGAAUUCGAAAAUCGGCAGAUCGUCGAGGUGAAGAUGGCUGUGGAGUAUAUGUCCUUUUCUGCUCACGCUGACGCAAAGGGAAUAAUGCAAUUGAUACAAUACUGUGAGCCGAAAAACAUUAUAUUGGUGCAUGGGGAAUUCGCUAAGAUGGAAUAUUUAAAGGAGAAGAUUAAGCAAGAAUUCGGUACUAACUGUUAUAAUCCCGCGAACGGCGAGACCUGCAUUAUCACGACUACAUCCAAGGUGCCUGUGGAUGCUUCUCUAGCACUGUUGAAAGCCGAGGCUAAAAGAUAUUCAGCUCUACCGCCAGACCCGAAGAGACGAAGACUGCUUCACAGUGUUUUAAUGUUGAGAGAAGACGGUGUAUGUCUUGUAGAUGCCGAUGAGGUUGCAAAAGCUGCUGGUAUCACAAAACACGUGGUACGAUUCACAUCUACUGUGCAAGUGAGAGAUCCUGGUCCAGCGCAUGCUACCACUUUAAAAUUAUUACAGCCGUUGAAAGAAAGACUGUCAGGUUGGACGGUCCAACUAACGGACGGCUCCAUAUCAGUUGAGUCUGUUUUGGUGAAGGUCGAAGGAGACGAAGAUGAUCAAAAAAGUGUCUACGUUUCGUGGACUAAUCAGGAUGAGGAUCUGGGUAGCUAUAUCCUUGGAUUUCUGCAAACAAUGCUGAAUUAGGAUUAGUAAUGCAAAGAAUCGACCGCGAAAAACACUUCUUUGACCUCUGAUACUGUACGAAUAAACGAACAAUUGUAAAUCUACUUUGCAUAGAGAUAUUGCAUCUGUAUAUAAGACAAAAAUAUAUUUUCGAGUAAAGCACUAUCGCAAAUACUACUGCAUGGAAAUACGAUGUUAUUUUCUAUAGUUCAAACGUUUGUAUAUACUCAACCAAGAUAAGACAGAAGAAAUAUAUAACUGUGAAAUAAAA